AUGAAGAUCCUAUCGUGGAACUGCCGUGGGCUUGGGAACCUACGAGCAGUACGGGCCCUCAAAAGGCUCAUCCACUCAAAAGAUCAUGAUGUGGUUCUAGUUAUGGAGACAAGGUUGUAUAGUGCUGAGGCAUCGAGACAUAGAGGUAUUGGUGGUUUGCAGAAUGUUUUCCCAGUUCAGUGUGCGGGACAAGGUAGAUCAAGAGCAGGAGGUUUAUGUCUAUUCUGGGGUAAUGAGGUUGAGGUGGAGGUAAUAUCAGCUUCUUUAAAUCAUAUUUUAUUUAAUGUUGUUAAUUCAGAUGACAGGUCAGAGAUGAGGUGCUUGGGAGUUUAUGGCUUCCCAGAUGAGAGGAAGAAAGCGACUUGGGAUAUGAUCCGACGCUAUACUCCAUCGAGUUCUAUUCCUUUCAUGUGUUUUGGAGAUUUUAAUGAUACUCUCUCCCCGGCAGAUAAACUGGGUGGGGAUCCACCGGAUGUUGAGAGAUUGCAGGAGGUGUCGCAGGCGUGUGUUGAUUGUGCUCUACAUGAGGUGGAUUUUUCGGGUUACCGUUUCACAUGGUCAAAUAAAAGGAAGAGGCCUGGGACGAUUGAGGAGAGAUUGGACUAUGCACUUGUUAAUGAGGCGUGGAGAUCUAUUUGGCCAGUUACUUCUGUAUACCAUUUGCCUCGAUAUAGAUCUGACCAUAAUCCGAUUUUGAUCUUUAGUGGCUCUCGGAAAAUGCGGAAGGAGAUGGCUAGGGCUAAUUUGUUCCGUUUUGAGCAGUUGUGGCUUCAAGAGGGAGAGGAGUGUGCGGAGGUUGUGACAGAGACAUGGGGGAGGCUUCAGGCGGACCUUCCAUCUAAGAUUUCUCAGGUGGGAGAUGCCCUUCAGGGGUGGGGAAAAGAGAAGUUUGGGGACUUACCGAGGAAAAUUUCCGAUCAGAGAGGACUUCUUGAGAGGCUUCAGAGGAGGGAUCAGAUCGGAGGAGGUGGUGGAGAUAACUAA
Molecule: messenger RNA, 984 nt
Organism: Lotus japonicus
Lineage: Eukaryota; Viridiplantae; Streptophyta; Magnoliopsida; Fabales; Fabaceae
Exons: 1
Coding region: 1-984 (327 amino acids)
Molecular function (GO): catalytic activity
Source: RefSeq, a predicted model, not a curated record